AUGCUGGAAGAUUGGCAGGACUACAAGAAGGGUUUUGUGGUCCUGGACGGGUACUUGAGGCAUGAGUCACAUCACCGUGACUUCUUGGACGCAUGUAGGAAAUGGCUGCUAGCUGAUCGAGAGAAUCGACGGGUUGUAGUAGCGACAUCGAUGUCUCCUCGAGGAAAGAUAAACGAUGAAGCUGACAAUCGGGUGAAUCUCCAACAACACACCGUUGUAUCUUGGACGGAGAGUGAGUACCUGGAAGCAGUGGAAUGGGACGUUUUCUAUCAGCGUGUAGCAUGCAUGCUGGAGGAGGAUGAAAGUGCGGGGAGCAUUGGCUUGAAGACAUGGAAGAGGAACAGGUCUAGACGAGAGAAGAUCAAGCUGAAAUACUACCUGGCUGGCGGCUCAUGUCGGUACAUGUUCGAGACGCCCGCAUCAUUGGUGAAACCGAGGCUGGAUACGGCUUUGAGGUUGUGUUCAAACCUAGAAAUCAUCUUCAGUGGCAACAUGGGCGACUCAUCACCGCAGACUGUAAACCACUUGAUUGCGUGCUUCGAGUACAACGGGGAAUCGAACUGGAUGCCUGUCAGCAAGUAUGUCGCGACGAAGCUUGCAGAAGCGGUAGAACUAGACACGUUGACGAGGCUGUUCUCAAAGUACGGGGUACGCAAUCCGACUACAAGGGGCUUGCUUUUCGAGCUUUUCUUUUUCAAGAAGGUGCAGUACGGGCUGAGCCUUAGGUAUCGGGGAUCACAAGAGCUCACGCAAUGGGAGGGAUGUCCAGUCAUAACCUUUGAUGCAAAGGGAGGCAUGCGAACGCUUCCUGCAGAGAGAGCUUGCUUGAAGCCCGUCAACCCCCUUCAAGGAGGCUACGACGCUAUCAUAGUAGAGCCUCGUCGGAAGCAAGUAGAGUUUGUGCAGGUGACAGAGGCAGACGUCCACUCUUUCAAGCUGGCUUUCUUCGCAAAGGCUCUCACGGGGCUAGGCAUCCCAGCAGCUGGAUGGGAGGUGAGGGUGGUGUUCAUGGUGCUGCCAGAAAGGCUCGAGGACUUUCGGAUAGGCAAAAUCACGGGCUGCGGUGCGCUGGAGGAGUACGGAUGGAAGCGAGGGCACGAAGGGAGGAAGGCAGAGAUAGCGAGUAUUGAUAUCGGAGGCGUGUAG
Molecule: messenger RNA, 1146 nt
Organism: Guillardia theta CCMP2712
Lineage: Eukaryota; Cryptophyceae; Pyrenomonadales; Geminigeraceae
Exons: 1
Coding region: 1-1146 (381 amino acids)
Source: RefSeq, a predicted model, not a curated record